Messenger RNA from Lasiosphaeria miniovina, 867 nucleotides. RefSeq lists its product as uncharacterized. The transcript has 2 exons. Gene Ontology annotation, biological process: mitochondrial respiratory chain complex IV assembly. Gene Ontology annotation, cellular component: mitochondrion. The coding region runs from base 1 to 867 and encodes 288 amino acids. Lineage: Eukaryota; Fungi; Ascomycota; Sordariomycetes; Sordariales; Lasiosphaeriaceae. The record is from RefSeq and is a predicted model, not a curated record.
AUGAACGUUACGCAAACACUCCCGAGAUUCCUGCUGCCGCGGCUGAGCUGGACUGGCCCGCGGUCCCCGGCGACAGCAGCCACAGCAGCCACAGCAGCCGCCAGCUUAAGCUUACCCCGGACGACAAGCGCCUUCUUCCCACCGGCAUCUGCGGACCAGCGAGGCGGGUGGCAGGCUGCGGGACGACCGCUACACACAAGCGCACGAUGCGGCGGCCCUGACCCUAGCCGGCGCUCCGACGACAGCCGGCAGGCCCGCAGCUUGGGCGCCCUCGCCCGCAGCCCUCCCCUCCGGCGCGCGUUCCACGGUUCCGCGGCGCAACGGCGAGACCACCACUUCGACACGCUCAAGUUCGUCCAGCGCCUGGAAGAGGAUGGGUUCACAGAAGAGCAGUCGGUGGCUAUGAUGAAGGUGCUCAACGACGUGAUCGAGGAGAGCAUCCAAAACCUGACCCGGACCAUGGUGCUGCGCGAGGACGCGGCCAAGGCGACAUACACGCAAAAGGUGGACUUCGCCAAGCUGCGCAGCGAGCUGCUGUCGGCUGACAGCACCGAGGGCAACACGACGCGGGCGGCGCACGAGCGGCUGACCAACGAGAUCGCCAAGCUCAACACGAAGCUGCGCGACGAGAUCGGCCGCACCCAGGCCAGCGUCCGCCUCGACCUCAACCUCGAAAAGGGCCGCAUCCGCGAGGAGGCCGUCUCGCAAGAGCUCAAGAUCAAGGAGACCGAGACAAAGAUCGAGCAGGAGGUCGCCGCCCUACGCCAGCAGCUCGAGCAGGUCAAGUUCCAGACCCUGCAGUGGCUCAUGGGCGUCUGCACCGGCUUUGCCGCUCUGCUGCUGGGUUUCUGGCGCCUGCUAAUGUGA